AUGUCGUUGUCGGACUCUCCGCCGCGCUGGGCUCCCACCCAUGUGCAGGUAACGGUGCUUCAGGCCCGGGGGCUGCGGCCCAAGGCCAAGGGGGCCGGCGGCGGCAGCGACGCCUACGCGCUGAUGGCGCUGGGCAAGGAGAAGUUCGCCACCUCGGUGUCGGAGCGCUGCCUGGGCUCGCCCGUCUGGCGGGAGGAGGCCACCUUCGAGCUGCCCCCCCGCCGGCCCGGCCACGGCGGCGAGCCGGCCCUGCAGCUCACCGUGCUCCACCGCGCCCUGCUCGGCCUCGACAAGUUCCUGGGGCGGGCCGAGAUCCGCCUGGCCGAGCUGCAGGAGGAGGGCGGCCGCCGCAGCACCCGGUGGUAUACACUUCACUCCAAACCAGGCAAGAAGGAAAAAGAGAGAGGAGAGAUUGAGGUGGAUAUUCAGUUCAUGAGGAGCAACAUGACAGCCAGCAUGUUUGAUUUAUCCAUGAAAGACAAGUCCCGGUCUCCAUUUGGCAAGCUGAAAGGCAAACUCAAAGGAAAGCGGGCCAAUGGACUGCCUGACACGGCGUCUGCCAUCAUUCCCAGCAUAACUCACUCGCCAGCGGAUAGUGAAGAGGAAACACCUGAGAAAGAAAAGAAAAAAUCCAAGAUCAAAACCCUGUUUUCUAAACCUGGUUUGCAGAAAACCUCCCUCUCCCAGUCCAUGUCAGUUUUACCUGGUUUUCAGCCAGUGACGGAGAAAGUUAGGCUUAAACCUGGUGACUUUCAGGCAAAGUGGGGGGAAGAUGAUGAUGAUGAUGAUGAGUCCUUUCCUCCAAAUUCAGAAAAGACCUUUGGAAACAAAGCUGAAGAUAACUCACUUCAUGUUCCUGUACUCAUGGCUCAUAAGAGAACAGCAAGUGCAGACAAUAAGCAACUAAACGAAAUAACCUCCAGCAACACCAAGAAAGAAGGGCUCUCCUUAUUCAGUGGCCUUAAAUCCAAAAAUGAUCCCACACCCCGAUCCAACGUGUGUAUCAAUGGCAAUCAUGUUUAUCGGAAGGAAAGUGAAACAAAAAAGGAAACCAUGUCAAAGGACAACACUCCUUCCUCUUCCCCUCAAACAUUCAGGAAAAACCAGCCCUCUGAAUCAGAAGAAAACCUGUCUUCAAAAUCCACUAAGGAACAUGAAAAGACAGGAAGAAUGUCUCCUAGCAGAGGUUUAUCUGGGUCACACUCAUUGGAGUCCUUUAAGUCUAUGACUCUACCAUCAUACAAACUACUUAGCGGUGGAGAUUUACUGGGAAAUAGUGCUUCACUGAGUUUAGAAACUGCAAAAGAAGAAACUAAAGAGGACAAAAAACAAGAGAACAAGAAGUCUGCUUUGUUGUCUCUAGUCACAGGAAGAAAGGAAGUAGUGAAAAACAGUGAUGUAGAAAACAUGUCUGACAUGACUUUGAAGGAGAGAGAAGCCAAACUUCUUGAAGAAAAAAAAAAUGAAAAAGAGGUAAAACCUGUUGAAAUCCCUAAGGACUAUAACCAAGAAAGUACUCCAAAAAACAGCAACACAGCAGAUAUUCCCAGAAACAAGAAAUCACAUAACCCCUUUGAUGAAUCGCUCAUGGAAGAACAGAAACCAGACAAGUCUGCAGCCUCUGCAAGGACAAUCCAAACCAAAGCUGUCAAACCCAGACUGGGAGUGUCUUCAGAGGAUGAAACCGAAGCCACGCUUCCUACUUCUGUACCUGAUUCCCUUCCUGCUUUCCUUUCUGCACAUCAUUCUAGUAAUGACAAUAACCCUUUCACUUCUAAAUUGGGACAAAAAAUUAAAGCACGAGACUCUAGUAGCCCUCUUCCUCCAUCUCUCAUUUCUGGACAACGUUCUAAUGAUAACGCUUUCAUUUCUGACUGGGAACAGGAAUCCAAAGCACAAGAUUCUGAAAGCUUCAUUAGUCCUCUCUUGUAUUUCCCCCAUCCUCCUGCAACUCUGGGGCAUGUUUCUCUGCCUCUCCUUUCUACUCACCUUUCUAUUGACAAUAAUCCUUUUGUAUCUAAACUGGGACAGGAAUCAAAAGUGCAAGACCUCAAAAGCUUUACUAGUCCUCCCUCUUUCUCCCUUCCUUCUGCUGUUUCUAACAAAAGCUAUUGUUCCUUUGCAAUAAACUUUGCUGAUUCGGAGCACCCUGCUUUUGUUUCUUCAGAGGAGUCUCAAAAUGAAAGUUUGACUAAUGAUACAAAUACUGUAUCAAAUUCUCUGGGGUCACUGUCUGAGUCAUCUCCUCUGCCUGUGUAUGAAAGGGUUGGGCAGACCCCAAAGAAACAGUGUGAUGCCCAAGAGGUACAGAUAGUAUCACCGGAUAAAAAAAAUAACAGCGGCGUUAAGAAAUCAGUGACCUUUCAUCUUGAUGAGUUGAAAAAUACUGAUUCCAGCAGAAAUCAUGCUGAGGCGUUAGACAGAGAGCAGCGUGAGAGAUGGCAUCCUGAUCAAUGUGAAGAAAUGUUCACUACUGAUCCAACCGUAAUAGAAAAGAGACAAGGGUUUGCCUCUGUGCUGGGUAUGGAGUGCUACCGUUCAUCUAAACUCUGUGAUGAAAGUAGGAGUUCUGUUCAGAACAAUGAGAGCACUGUUCAGGAUGACGUUGAAGCCAGCAGUACAAGUGCUGAAACCUGGGUGAAAGAUGGCAAAGAACUAACUUCUCUCUCCAAGUCUAAUUAUAGCCUUUCACCUGGGAAUGCUGUAAUACAGCCAUCUUCUGCUGAAAGCAAAUUAAACGAGGAGCAAGAACUAUGUAGUGGAAAGAAAAGUAAGCAGUCACUCAAAAUGGAAGAAUUUGGGCUCGCAUUACAGUCCAAGGUAACUCUUGCCAUCAAAAGUGACUCUUCAGUUCAAGUAGAGCCGCCAAAACCAACUCCAAGAGUUCACACGUUGCUUCCUAAGGACCCUAACAUGUCAGAGGAUGUUAGUGAGCUCAAUCCUCUAUUUGCAAAGCCAAAGCCUGCCCCAAGAAAUGCAAAGCCAAAGCCUACCCCAAGAAAUGCUGUAAAACUAAAUAAGUGUGCACCUGUUUCUCUGACUGGUAGACUGAAAGAUGAAGAGCUGCUUACUCCAUCUGACAGCACAAUGUCUGGGUCUGGAUUUGUGUUUCAUAGAGAGAAUCCCAUGAACCCACAUGAAAACCCAGCAGGUGACAGCUUAUUAAAAACAGCCACUCGGUCAACUACACAUCAUCUUGGCAGAGAUGAUAGCAAUAAUGGACACUUAAAACACAAAACUUAUGGUCAUGAUGAUUCAUUAUUUGAGUCUAGAACAGACCUUAAGUCUGCCAUUCCAGUUACUGGAGAUCAGAGUCUAACACAUGUUGGCCUUCCAGUUAUUCCAGAAGUAGGAUCAGAUGAUGAGCUUCUAGACAGCUAUCAAAAGAACAAUGAAAUGACUGCAAUUUAUCAAAGUUUUCCAAAUACUGAAAAUCAGUGUAUAGAUUCAUUGUCUGUCACUGAGGAAGAAAAACUCAGUUCAGAUAUGAGCUCUACUGAUAGAGCAAGUAUAUUGCUUCAGAAGGGAGAAGGAGGCCCUGAAGAUACUUUUAAAUCUAGCAAAUCAUCCAAACUAAAUUCAGUAGUAGACAUUCAUAGUGCAAGCAGCAAGGCUAGUGAGUCAGGUUUAGAUAUCCUGUCUUAUCCCAGUGAGCAUGGAUGUGUUGUUGAGGAACAGGAACUGAAGGAAUCUAGCAGUAUUAAGGAAAGUAGGAAGAGUGAUUUUUUUGAGCCCUCUGAAAAGUCUGUUUCUUUUACCUCCCUGUCCAGUUCUUCCCAACUCUCCCUUUCCUCUAGUUCCCCCCAAUCUGGCGCUUGCGACAGUAGUAGAGCAGAAUCAGUGAAAAAGCCACCAGCAGAGAGCUUCAAUCAUAAAGUCGAAAAUGCUGGCAAGAAGAAGGUGCUUCGGGCAUGGGUUUCACCCUCUGAGACACUUCCCAAUCAAACACAACAGAGUGGUGGAAGUGUGUCUGUUAAGCACAGACCUCAUCCUGUGAAGCCAAUGAACACCACAGCAAAUAAGUCGCAUACUAAAAAUUUGACCACAACCACAAAAAUGGAUGAAAACUGGACUGAGAGCAAUAGAAAGAAAUAUGAUCCUUCGGAACCUGCCUAUGCUUAUGCUCAAUUAACACAUGAUGAGCUGAUCCAGCUGGUGCUGAGACAGAAGGAUACCAUUACAAAGAGAGAUCUCCAGGUGCGGGAGCUAGAAAACUACAUUGAUAACUUGCUUGUCAGAGUCAUGGAAGAAACCCCCAACAUUCUUCGGGCUCCAUCUCCAAAAAAUAAGGCUGGAAGGAUGUAAAACCUCUGCCAGUAAACCUGAAUAAAGGACUGGACUCCAAUCUUAUUACUCAAACUUCACAGGUAGAUAAUGUGAAGUUGCUGAUGUUCUGGUACCUGCUGCCUACAAAAAAAAAAAUCACUUUUCUGCGUCUCUUGCAAAAAGUUGAUUCCACUUAGCUGGAGACUAGUUAAUAAUUAUACCAGGUCUUGAAUACAUAAGCCAAAAAUACAAUAGUCAGAAGUCUUCCACCUUUCUUUCUGGUACACUGUAAAUAUUUUACCACCACCUGGGAGGCAUUGUUAAAGAAUGUAAUCAGAGGCCUGAGAUUCAUGUGGCUGUGAAUGUUUUUGAAGCCACUUUUCUCAGUGAGGCACUGAUGGUUGUUGGCUUCUGAGCUUCUUUAUUUUAUUAGUUUUGGGAGUUUAGCUUAAGGGUUGGUGUUUUAAAAACUGAACCGGGUUUCUCGGACUAAGAACAACAGUUGUUCUUAAUUCUAAGACUUAAGUUGUAGUGCAAUAUAAGCCAUCACAUACACUAAUUCAAGGAUUUGAUUGCUUUGUUCAAAUAAUUAUAUUACAGAAGUUGAAAUGCACUCCAGAAAGAGGUUUGGGUUACCAUAAGUUGCCUUAUUGUAAAAAAUGUAAUGCCCUUUAAACAUGCUGUAAAAUUGGAAGGCCUUUAAAUCUACAUGAAAAUGUGACUAUUAAUGAAGUGUCUACAUGUCAUUUUGGGAAGGGAAGCUCAAAGCCUGUAUAAACCUAGUGUUGAAAAAUUUCAAAGCAGUCCUCUGAGCAGGCUAUUAUGGCUGCUUUAAUAUAGCAAAAAUCAAACAAAGAUAUAACUGCCAUUCGACUACAUGAUUAAAGAACAGUUACAAAUUUUAGACGAUACAGGUCUGUCGCAUCUUACACGCAUUUAACAUGCGUGAUUUCAACUUUACGC
Emys orbicularis (European pond turtle) is the source of this 5229-nucleotide messenger RNA. It is a transcript of the gene RAB11FIP1, whose product is annotated as RAB11 family interacting protein 1. Gene Ontology annotation, biological process: regulated exocytosis. The coding region runs from base 1 to 4305 and encodes 1434 amino acids. Gene Ontology annotation, molecular function: small GTPase binding. The record is from RefSeq and is a predicted model, not a curated record. Gene Ontology annotation, cellular component: intracellular membrane-bounded organelle. Lineage: Eukaryota; Metazoa; Chordata; Testudines; Emydidae. The transcript is spliced from 6 exons.